CCUCUGCAGCCAUCCCUCCCUGCUCACCACGUCUGCUCCUGCCGCCCCAGCGCCAUGGAGAUCCCGCCCAAGAGCCCUGACGAGAGCGAGAGGUCUCCGCAGUCCAAGGAGCUGGUCACCAGCCACACGGGCAGCACCCUGUGCAUCAGCUCCCGCAGCGAGUCCGUGUGGACCAGCGCCCCCAGGAGCAAGUGGGACCUUUACAGAAAGCCCAUCAUCGUGGUGUCUGUGGGAGCGGCCACCUUCCUCCUGGGGACGGUCAUCACCAGCCUGUCCUGCUUCCUGAGCGGCAACACCAACGCUUACAAAAUGUCCGGCCCGGCUUUCCUGUCCCUGGGGCUGAUGCUGCUGGUCUGCGGCCUGGUCUGGAUCCCCAUCAUCCGCAAGAAGCAGAAGCAGAGGCAGAAGUCACAGUUCCUACAGAGCCUCAAAUCCUUCUUCUUCAACCGCUGAGGGCAGCCAGGACCUUCCCAGGAAGGUUCCCCUCCCCUCCACCAACCCGUGUUGGUCAGCCAUGAAAAUAGAGACUUUCUUGUACUCCCUAGAGGAUUUCAUCCCGGUCAGUGUCUUCCCUACAUGGUCUCCAGUGUGAAAAUGAACUUCGUACUUCGUCCAGGUCAUCCCAGGAAACAAAGGAGCAGGAAUUUUCAGCUGAGCCCAGCAAGGCAGGUCCAAGGUCUCUGCAUCACACCCCUGUCCAAGGAGUGACCCAACACAAACUGGGUAAAACAAAGCCCCAGAGGAACCUGGGCUGAAGCAAAGCCCAAAGGAGCCCAGACCUUCCAGAG
This is a messenger RNA of Ficedula albicollis (Collared flycatcher), 788 nucleotides long. It is a transcript of the gene PIRT, whose product is annotated as phosphoinositide interacting regulator of transient receptor potential channels. The transcript has 2 exons. The coding region runs from base 55 to 453 and encodes 132 amino acids. The record is from RefSeq and is a predicted model, not a curated record. NCBI's taxonomy places the organism in Eukaryota, Metazoa, Chordata, Aves, Passeriformes, Muscicapidae. Gene Ontology annotation, biological process: phosphatidylinositol-mediated signaling; positive regulation of cation channel activity. Gene Ontology annotation, molecular function: phosphatidylinositol bisphosphate binding; transmembrane transporter binding.